AUGGCCAGUCCAGGAGGGGGAAGGGGAGGGAGUGGUGUUGGCGCCUGGAAUGUUCAGUACUUCAAACCAAAUCUGGUUGAUCCUGUUCCUAGCGAUAUCGUUAUCUCACGUGGGCAACCACCCAAGAACAUCGAACAGGUGGCUGAAGAAGUUGGCAUUUUGCCGCAAGAGCUCGAUCCUUACGGGAGGAAAAAAGCUAAGGUAUCAUUGGAUGUGCUGAAGAGACUGCGACACUACAAAAAUGGGAAAUAUGUGGUUGUGGUCGGAAUCACACCUACACCAUUUGGUGAAGGUAAAACCACAACAACUGUGGGACUGUCCCAGUCACUUGGUGCACAUUUACACAAAAAUGUCUUCACUUGCCUUCGUCAGCCAUCACAAGGCCCAACUUUCGGAAUCAAAGGAGGAGCCGCUGGAGGAGGAUACGCACAGGUGAUACCCAUGGAAGAGUUCAAUUUACACUUAACUGGCGAUAUUCAUGCUAUCACAGCUGCCAAUAAUCUCCUAGCAGCUGCUAUAGACGCAAGAAUGUUUCAUGAAUCUACACAAAAGGAUGAAGCACUUUUCAAUAGGCUUUGUCCAAAAAACAGGGAAGGUAAACGCCCACUUUCCGAAGUGCAAAAGCGCCGUCUAGUUGGCAUGGGACUAGGAGUAGUUGACGAUGCAAAUACUUUGACUAAAGAACAGCAAGUCCAGUGCAGUCGUCUCAACAUUGAUCCUAAGACUAUCACCUGGAACCGAGUGAUCGAUACGAAUGACAGAUUUCUUAGAGGGAUCGAGAUCGGCUUGGGACCAGCAGAAAAGGGUCACACAAGAAGGACACAAUUCGACAUUUCGGUUGCUAGUGAGUUGAUGGCAAUUCUUGCACUGACAACAUCACUCGGUGAUAUGCGUGAUCGUAUCAGCAGAAUCGUGAUUGGUUCGGAUGUCCAAGGCCAUCCAGUCACAGCAGAUGACAUCGGAGUUACCGAUGCCAUGACGGUGCUAAUGCGUGAUACCGUCCGACCAACUUUGAUGCAAACUCUGGAAGGCACUCCCGUCUUCGUUCAUGCUGGCCCAUUUGCCAAUAUAGCUCACGGAUCUAGCAGUAUCAUUGCGGAUCAGAUAGCUCUCAAGCUUGUUGGAGAGCAUGGAUACGUGGUAACUGAGGCUGGUUUUGGCGCCGAUAUUGGCAUGGAGAAGUUUUUCAACAUUAAGUGCAGAUAUUCAGGUCUCCAGCCAUCUGCAGUUGUCUUAGUUGCUACCGUCAGAGCUCUAAAAAUGCAUGGAGGGGGUCCGGCGGUGGUGCCAGGAAAUCCGCUCAAGCACGAAUAUCUAGAAGAAAACCUAGACCUCGUCAAAGCCGGGUGUGACUCGAACUUGAGGAAACAGAUUGAAAAUUGUAAUAAAUUCGGUAUACCCGUUGUGGUUUGUGUCAACAAGUUUGCUACUGACACUGAUAAGGAAUUGGAGCUGGUUGUGAACAGAGCAAUAGAGCACGGAGCCUUUGACGCAGUAAUCUCCGAUCACUGGGCUAAAGGAGGUGCUGGAGCUCUUCUACUAGCUAAAGCCAUCGUCAAAGCAACAUCUGAGGACGGAAGAAAUUUCAAGUUCCUCUACCCGCUGAACAUUUCGCUUGAGGAGAAGAUUAACAUUAUCGCCCGUGAAAUCUACGGAGCUAAUGGAGUGGAGUUCUCGGAACAAGCUAGAAAAAAGCUGGAUACCUACACGAAACAAGGAUUUUCAAAUCUACCAAUAUGCAUGGCAAAGACUCAGUUAUCUCUUUCCCAUGAUCCAACAAAGAAAGGAGCACCUACAAACUUCACGCUGCCAAUCCGAGAUGUGAGCGCCUCAAUUGGUGCCGGAUUCAUUUUUCCGUUUUCCGGAGAGAUCACUACGAUGCCUGGACUCGGGACACGCCCGUGCUUCUUCGACAUCACCAUUGAUCCUGAGACUGAAAUUAUCAAUGGCCUCUUCUAA
This is a messenger RNA of Cylicocyclus nassatus, 1959 nucleotides long. Lineage: Eukaryota; Metazoa; Nematoda; Chromadorea; Rhabditida; Strongylidae. The record is from the annotation of a GenBank genome assembly.